AUGAAGUCGCUUCACCAGAUGGCUCGCCGCCAGGCCCUGACCGGGCUGGCCAUGCCCCGCGUCCUCUCCUCCCAGAACAUUGCCGCCAGCCGGACGUGGCAGCGCGCAUUUGGUGCCUCCGCAGCGGCGGCCUCUCAGCUCCCAGGUCUCGAUGCGUCCAAGUUGACUAUCACCAAGACCACCACUCCCCAGGAGCCCAAGGAGCCCAAGGAUCUCGUCUUUGGAAAGUACUUCACUGAUCACAUGCUCUCCGUGGAGUGGACGGCUACCGACGGAUGGCACGCACCUCGCAUUGUCCCCUACCAGAAUCUCAGCUUGGACCCAGCGACCUGUGUGUUCCACUAUGCGUUCGAAUGUUUCGAAGGAAUGAAGGCGUACAAGGACAGCAACGGUGGCAUCCGUCUGUUCCGCCCAAACAAGAACAUGGAGCGUCUGAACAAGUCUUCCGCGCGCAUUGCUCUUCCCACCGUGGACGGCGACGCAUUGACUAAGAUUAUUGGAGAAUUCGUGAAGCUGGACAGUCGGUUUAUUCCUGAUGCUCGCGGCUAUUCAUUGUACCUCCGUCCCACUAUGAUCGGCACACAGAAGACCCUUGGCGUUGGCCCACCGGGCUCCGCCCUUCUUUACGUCAUUGCCAGUCCUGUUGGUCCUUACUAUCCUACUGGAUUCAAGGCCAUCUCCCUGGAGGCCACUGAUUACGCCGUCCGCGCCUGGCCAGGUGGUGUCGGUGACAAGAAGCUCGGAGCCAACUACGCUCCUUGCAUUCUGCCCCAGCUUGAGGCCGCCUCCCGCGGGUUCCAGCAGAACCUGUGGCUCUUCGGCGAGGAGGAGUAUGUUACCGAGGUCGGCACAAUGAACCUCUUCAUUGCCCUGAAGAACAAGGAGACUGGACAGAAGGAGCUCAUCACCGCUCCUCUGGACGGUACAAUUUUGGAGGGUGUCACUCGUGACUCCGUCCUGACCCUUGCCCGCGAGAGACUGGGUCCCAAGGGCUGGAACAUCUCGGAGCGCAAGAUUCGCAUGUCCGAGGUUGCGGAGGCCUCUGCCGAGGGCCGCAUGAUCGAAGUCUUCGGUGCCGGCACUGCUGCUAUUGUCAGCCCUGUCCGUAACAUCAGCUAUCGCGGUAAGAUGGUCGACUGCGGUCUGAAGGAGGACGAGGAGGCUGGCGAGAUUGCUCUCCAGAUGAAGAACUGGAUUGAGGGUAUCCAAUACGGUGAUGAGCCGAACCCGUGGAGUGUCACUAUCUAA
This is a messenger RNA of Penicillium bovifimosum, 1248 nucleotides long. RefSeq names its product branched-chain amino acid aminotransferase, cytosolic. Gene Ontology annotation, biological process: L-valine biosynthetic process; L-leucine biosynthetic process. The record is from RefSeq and is a predicted model, not a curated record. NCBI's taxonomy places the organism in Eukaryota, Fungi, Ascomycota, Eurotiomycetes, Eurotiales, Aspergillaceae. Gene Ontology annotation, cellular component: mitochondrion. The transcript has 4 exons. Gene Ontology annotation, molecular function: branched-chain-amino-acid:2-oxoglutarate transaminase activity. Bases 1 to 1248 code for a protein of 415 amino acids.